Molecule: messenger RNA, 2656 nt
Organism: Malaya genurostris
Lineage: Eukaryota; Metazoa; Arthropoda; Insecta; Diptera; Culicidae
Product: chaoptin-like
Exons: 2
Coding region: 39-1358 (439 amino acids)
Molecular function (GO): protein binding
Source: RefSeq, a predicted model, not a curated record
AAUAAUCACAAACAGUUAAGGCACAUUCUUGGUAGGGAAUGCACGCAAUGUCAGCAAUAAAAAGGUUUAUUCUUCCACUAUGUCUAUUCUGCAUGGUUCACUUGUCAACAGCGAGAGAUUACAAGUGUACACAAGAGGAAAAUCAGUGCGUUUUUCGGGACGUACAACUGAAAUCAAAUGACUUAUUGACGGAGGCAACAUUUUCUUCUGAUGUGAAUUCACCGAAAGUAUUAAAGUUCAAGUCAUCAACUAUAAUUCAGCUUCCAACAACGAUAUUGAAAAAAUUCCCUAGUGUAGAAAUAGUUGAUGCUAGUUUCAGUGGACUAAAAACUCUCCAAAGCGAUACAUUCUCCGAUGCAAGGAAUAUCAGGGAGGUGAAUCUUACUGGAAAUAAAAUUGCCAUUUUGAGGAAUUACGUGUUUGAAGGAGCAUCCAAGAUCAGCAACUUAGACUUAGGCCACAAUGACAUCAGUGAAAUACAGGAGAAUGCGAUCAAUGGACUGACUCAAUUGAAAAUUCUAAAUCUGAGUAACAACAGACUUGCAGCAUUACCAUCAAGACUACUCAGUUCCUUAUCUGCACUGGAGGUAAUGGAGUUACAAAAUAAUUUACUCUCCAAAAUCGAUGAUGCGAUGUUUACGGACUGUACAUCAUUGAUAACGUUGAACGUUUCGCACAAUGCAUUGCAAAAGUUUGAUCUUCAUCAAUUCGUCAGAGAUUGGUCAGUGGAUUCGAUUGAUGUUAGCUACAACCGACUUAAAACAAUCGGAAUACCAAGAAAUCUGCGCAAGUUGGUUGCCUCCAACAAUCAAAUUCAGGCAGUGGAACCGAUUGGAAAAGAUCUAGCUCUCAUUUUCCUUAGGUUAUCGCAUAACAAACUCUCCAGCGUAGAUCAAAUUCCAAGUUUGAACAAACUUGUUACUUUGGAUUUGUCGUAUAACCAAUUGCAAGAGUUCGAUUUUAAGUCGGUAACAAAAUUCAAAAAUCUGAUCCUGCUGAAACUGAAUGGAAACCGUAUAUCCUCAAUUUCCAAUUCCUUAACGAGUGACGUAACUUAUUUGAAGUACGUCCAUUUGGCUCACAAUCAGCUAACAAGACUUGAUAUGGAUCUACUGAGGACAGUACCACGAAUCAUUAAGCUGGAUCUCGCCCAUAACAAACUCUCCGAUCUGAAAGUCAAACGGUUAGGUGAUAAAUUUCCGGUACUGGUUCGCCUUGUAUUGGAUGGAAACAAUUUUCGCUGCGACCAGAGCGCAGAAAUGAUGAAAGAACUCAAAUAUGCCAGUACCGAAUACAAGAGCACUUCCGAUCAGUGCAAACCGGAGCAACGCUUGGUGAAUGGAAUUUGUUGUUCAUGAAACUUCCGAUGGUGCAGUUGGUGUGUUAGGUUAAGUUUUCGGGCGAAUGAACAGUAGAAAUUCAUAAAAAACAUAAUUUAACAUUUUUCCUCAAAUAGAAAAUCGCCAUCUUGGUUUUAAAUAUCGUUUUCGAACUAUUAGUCAGCCGGUCAUAAAUCGUAUACAUCUGAAGAAGUCAUUAAAAAGAGAAAAAGUUCCAUUUUUAAAUUUCCUAAAACUUCAGUUUUAGGUCAGCGUUGGUUUAAAUGUAAAGUUGGAUCUUCUAGCAAUUUGAAAGUACGAUAAUAGUACGGAACACAACAAAAUUAGUUUGUGAAGUUGAUAGUUCUAAGUGAAAAAAUGAGGACUGUUGAGUUUUAAUGUGAACUACUUCGAAUAUUUUACAACAUCACAAAGUCUUAAAUAUUUUUUCAUGGAUAUAAAAAUACAAUAACCUCUGGAUAAGUAGGGGUCGGGAGCCUGCGGCUUUGAAUGUUGAGCUUUCUACUCUAAUUUUAUUUAUUUUAAUCAGUGGAGUAAAAGAGUUGAAACGAAAAGAAAAUAUUCAUGGCUCAUUGAAAACAUGGAUAUUUUGUUAUAAUUUUUGACUUUUAUGAGGCGACAAGUUCCCGACCCCCCUGGACUAGGGUCAAUUAGAACGGAUAAAUGAAUUGAGGAAUUGAUCUCAAUACUUUUAUCUGUAUAGCUAAUGAAACCUUCGUUUUUACACUGCACUACAUCGUUGUAGUGGAGGUUGCACUGAAAUCCUUUGUGUUUGCCAAUUGCAUCACACUAGUGCUACGCUUAUAAAAAGUUCAGUGUAGCUCUGCGCAAUUGAAUCAUUUAUGUUACACAAAGGUCCUCCUCGCAGUCUAAACUAUAUUUACAUAAGCACGGUCACCAAAAAUAUCAGAAUGAUUAUAAACUUCACGCGCGCGUCUUAAACUUAACGUUUAACCAGCAGAAAAAUAGAUCCAUUGAUCAAACGUUCUCCGAAUAAUUGACGGAAUCUAGAGUUUUAGUAAGGAAAAAUAUAAUAAGACAUUUUAAAUAAAAAACACCUGUUUUAAUCCACCUAGUGCUGUAAUGACACCUUUCUCUUUCCUGGAUUAUCCUAGUUAAGUUGUUAUAAGAAGUCUUCUUAUCUAGGAUGCCAGUUCGUUGAUACUGCCUCCGGUAGAUAUUUCGAAGUCGGAUGAGUUUCUUGGUGACACUGUCGAUUUGAAGAGAGGAAGUCGGCAUAUGUUGUACUGGAACCGUCCUAUCACGAGCGACUGCGAUUGAAUGCUGGAAGGAAGAUAGGGCCGCAUCGAUUUCCA